UCUUACUCUGUGAGUAGAAUCCAAGAAGAAGAAAAUUGUUGGCACUCUCUGUUUUCACACUCUUUAUUCUUUAACCCAAUUCAGACAGCUAAGCCCAUUUCAAUCUUCUCUGUUUAGCAGAUAAUUCCGUUGGAAAAUCUCAGGAAAAAAAAUGAAGGGGGUGAAAGGAAAAUUCCUGAAGAAGCUCAAAUCCAUCAAACCAAUCCUGAAGCAAGAUUUAAUUCUCCAGAUCAAGGCCUCAGAUGGGUACGUCCAUUUUCUCCCAAAGAUUCCGAGUUUCAAUCUGCAUUCCCCGUUUGUUUCCCGAGAAAACAAGCCCGAGAAAGUUGUUCAGAGCUGCGAGAAAAUGCAGGACGAACCCGAGGUGAUCGACGUUGCAGAGCUGAUGAAAGACCUUGAGGAAGAAGAUGAUUACAAUGACAACAAAGAGAACAUAGGUCCAUGUUCACAGAAACCCCAACAACACCACAAGGGUGUUUUGCAGAACGGGAACAGAGCAAAAACAGAUUCAAAACAGAGAGGGGUUUUGGAGGAAAAAAAGUCUUCACCAGAAAAUGCUGACAAUAACAACAACAGAAACAGCAACAGAAAAAUCCCUUUGUUAGAUACUGAUGUUCCAUCGUUCCGGCGGCCGGACUUGAACUCCGGCAGCCUAUUCGAUCCGAAUCUACUGGCCGCGUUCGAGCAAGCCGUGAAGGAACAUUCUAGAAUAACAGAAGAACAGAGGAGAAGCAGAGUCGAAGAAGAGUCUUCACAGAAAGUGGAAGAUGAUGACCCUGACCCUUUGAUGUUCUUUGAAGAGAAGUGUCCACCCGGGGGCGACGGAAUGGUUAUUUUCUACACCACGACACUUAGGGGAAUCCUGAAGACAUUCGAGGAUUGCAACAAAAUCCGCUUCCUCCUCCAGAGUUUCAAGGUUUUGUAUUUUGAGAGGGACAUUUCAAUGCACAAGGAGUUCAGGGAUGAGUUGUGGAGCAGUUUGGAGGGGAAAUUAGUGCCUCCAAGGCUUUUUGUGAAGGGCAGGUACAUUGGUGGAGCAGAAGAAGUUCUGAGUUUGCAUGAGCAGGGAAAGCUGAGGAAAAUCUUUGAAGGGGUUCCAAUGGAUUAUUCUAAUGGUCCUUGUGAUGCAUGUGGAGGGAUAAGGUUUGUGCUGUGCUUCAAGUGUAAUGGAAGCCACAAGGUUAUGGCGGAAAAUGGAGAGAGCAAUCAGUGCCUUCAGUGUAAUGAGAAUGGAUUGAUUUUGUGCCCAUAUUGCUGUUAGCUUAUGAAGAAGAAUAUCAGUUAAAGUAAUAGAGUUUUAUACUUAGUGUGUUCUAUCCAUUGUGAUAGAGUUUGUACUUAAUUGAAUUUGUGUGAACUGGAUUUUUUUUCUUUCUUUUUUUGGAUAAUGAUCAUUCUUUUAAUUCUUUUUACCGGUGAUAGGCACCUGCAUUGCCUGUUUGUACUGUUCUUGGACCAAUCUGAAGGUCCUUAGAAUUUCAGAUUCAGUGUGCCUUUUCAAUGUAUCUAGUUUUAUACCUUAAUAAAAGGAUCCUACUUGUUGAAAGGUAUGAA
Glycine soja is the source of this 1554-nucleotide messenger RNA. RefSeq lists its product as uncharacterized. The transcript has a single exon. Lineage: Eukaryota; Viridiplantae; Streptophyta; Magnoliopsida; Fabales; Fabaceae. The record is from RefSeq and is a predicted model, not a curated record. The coding region runs from base 152 to 1261 and encodes 369 amino acids.